This is a messenger RNA of Hibiscus syriacus, 1200 nucleotides long. RefSeq lists its product as uncharacterized. The coding region runs from base 1 to 1200 and encodes 399 amino acids. NCBI's taxonomy places the organism in Eukaryota, Viridiplantae, Streptophyta, Magnoliopsida, Malvales, Malvaceae. The record is from RefSeq and is a predicted model, not a curated record. The transcript has 3 exons.
AUGCAGAACAAGGUGGAUGUUCUAUGUCUGUUAGAGACCAGAGUCAAAAUGGAUAAAUCUGAGGCAAUUCUUAGUUCUAAAUUUACCAAUUGGAAUAUUUGUUCCAAUUAUGAUCAUGCAAUAAAUGGCAAAAUAUGGUUGCUUUGGAGGAAGGGAAUUGAUUUCACCAUAAUUCAAGUUGUUGAUCAGUGUAUUAUUGCUAAAGGGAAGUUCCAGAAUAAACUGAUUUUCAUCUCUGCCAUAUACGGCAGUAAUGAUGGAGUGCAUCGCCAUUACAUCACUCCUGACAUGAAAGAUUUUCAAGAUUUCACUCAAGAUCUUGCUUUGACUGAUCAUCCUUUCUUUGGCCCCAAUAUUAUGUGGAGUAAUAAACAACAAGACUUUUAUCUUGCUAGGAAGUUCGAUAGAAUCAUGAUUAAUCCUAGUUGGGCCUCUGCUUUUCAAAACUCCUUUGUUGAGUUCCUUGCUCCUGGUGUCUCUGACCAUAGUAUGUCUUGGUUCCACAAUAUUCCUGGUAAUCCUAUGACAGUCUUGUUCCUCAAGUUGAAAAGACUUAAAGUUUGUCUUAAGGGAUUUAAUAAAGAUAACUAUAGCAACCUUUCAGACCGUGUUAAACUAAUGAGGCUUGAGCUGAAAAAUCAACAACUUCUAACUCUUAAAGGAGAGGAAGCCAUUGAGAAGGAACUUGGAUUACAAGUCCAGUUGAAAACUCUUGAAGAUACUGAAUCUAACCUUCUCAAACAAAAGGCUAAAGUUCACUGGAUUAGAGAUGGUGACAAAAACACCAAAUUUUUCCACUCGGUUGUAGCCUUUAAAAAUAAGAGAGACACUAUAAGAGUUCUUAUUGAUGACAACGGGAAUAGGCUCGAAUCUUUUGAAGCCAUGUCUAACGAAGUGAUUUCUUAUUUCUCAAAGUUUCUUGGUACUUCUGACCCUUCGGUCAAGGAUAUUGACCCUGCUCUUUUCAAUAACCUCCUCAACUUUUCCAUGCCGGUUAAUGCUCCAUAUUAUUUUGUUAAGGAAGUUCUUGAUGAGGAAAUUAAAAAUGCAAUAUUUUGCCAAGGCAACGAUAAAGCCCCUAGACUGGAUGGAUUCACUCCCUAUUUCUUUAAAAUAUCAUGGGAUAUUGUGGGCAAAGAAGUUAUAGAAGCUGUCAAAUAUUUCUUCAACAAUGCUUAUAUUCAUCCGGCUUUUAAUUAA